UUGGCAGCACUAAAACCAACGAAGGCAACUAAAAUUAAUAUUUAUUUACAUUCUUUAAGCAAAAUUAAUAUAAUAAGAAGGGCGAACUGUUUAAAAUGGUUUACAUACACUUUCCAAAUAACCUGACGGAGGAGGAGCAAAUGCUGCAAGCGAAAUAUCAAAAAUUGAAGAAAAAGAAAAAGGCAUUGCAAGCCCACAAAGCGCCAAAACAGGAGCCCGAGAGCGCCUUGACAUUAAAGCGCCCAACAGACGCGCGUGAUGCACGGGAAGUAGCACGCAAGCUAAUCAAAAGUGGCGCCAUUCCCGCAAUACAAAAACAACAAACCAAACAGGACCAAACCUCAUUUAAGCGUCCCAAGGGUCAAGAGCGUGCCAAGCGGUCCACAUCGGAAACGAGCGUAGCUGCCUACCAACCCUUUUCAUCGACACAAAACGAUGUGGCGCAGGAGACAAUAAUCAGCGAAAUAAUAAAAGAAGAGCCACGCCGUCAGAAUUUAUAUCAACACUUUGCAACGGAACGGGAUCGCGAGGAGCGCGGGUUGACGGAAAAGGCGACGCUGGAUACGGCACAACCGGAAAAACCGCGAGCUGGUAAUACAAUCUUCGUGUCGGGCAACAAGGUUACGGAAGAAUUCCUUAAGAAAACGUUCAAUGACUACGGCACCAUUGUCAACGUUUCCAUGGAAAUUGAGAAGAGUCGUGGAUUUGUUUCAUUUGCAAAACCGGAAUCUGCAGAUCGUGCAAUUGCCGAAAUGCACGGCAAAAGCGUCAAUGGCAUCGUCCUCCAGGUUCAGUUGGCGCGUCGUCAGCCGCAAAUUGAGCCCAUUAACGAUGCAUCCUCCUCAGCAGUUUGGUCCUCCAUCGCGGCGAGUAAAUCACAAAAAGGAAGUCACAAGGAUCAGCGACAAAUGGUUCAAUAUAAUGAAGAUUUCUUUAUGUAAACAACUUAGCAUAGUCACACCUGUAGUUAGAUAUAUUACCUCAUUUCCUUUCCAAUUUGCACUUUAUUGUCCACUCUUUCCACAUUUUAAAUAUUGUAAGUUUAUUUUUAUUUCAUAUUCCCUUUUAUAACAAAAACAGAAAUCAUCAUAAAUAGAUUUUUGCUUUAUUGAAAAUACGCUUCUAUAAGUAUAUAUGUUAUAUAAUGUACUUACAUACGCUCACCAUCUUGCAAAGUACUUGCAUUUCAAUUGAAUUAAGUCUAAUAAAAGAAAAUUAAACGAUUCCAUCAAUUCUUGUGAAGUUAAACAAAUAUAUUGUACCUACUUUGGGUCUUAAAUAAACAACAAUCGGAUCUCUUAACAAUUGAUUUUCUUCACUUUAUCAUUUUGUGUCAAAAUUAUUACGCGUAUGCAAUAUAGAAAAAUGAGCAAACAUAUUUGUAACAUUAUAAUAAAUUCAUAAAUAAGUAGACUGUGUGUCGAUCGCCAACAAACUUGAGCCUUUUUGGGGCAAAUAAAUGAUUUACACUUAGUUUAAGUA
This is a messenger RNA of Drosophila innubila, 1482 nucleotides long. It is a transcript of the gene Nelf-E, whose product is annotated as negative elongation factor E. Gene Ontology annotation, molecular function: RNA binding. The transcript has 4 exons. Lineage: Eukaryota; Metazoa; Arthropoda; Insecta; Diptera; Drosophilidae. Gene Ontology annotation, biological process: negative regulation of transcription elongation by RNA polymerase II. The record is from RefSeq and is a predicted model, not a curated record. The coding region runs from base 96 to 941 and encodes 281 amino acids. Gene Ontology annotation, cellular component: NELF complex.